AUGUCUUCGUUUCCGCCCGCCGCCUGCGACAUCCUCGUCGUCGGCAGUGGCAACGCCGGCUUCUGCGCAGCCAUCUCAGCCAUUCAGCAGAAUCCUGACGCGCAUGUCGUGGUCAUCGAUAAAUGCUCCGAGGCCUGGGCCGGCGGUAACAGUUAUUUCACUGCGGGCGCCUUCCGCACGGUGCAUCAAGGCCUGGACGACCUCCUCCCGCUAGUGAAUAAUACUACAGCCGAGCAGGCUGCACGCAUCGACAUAGCCGUAUACUCCGACGCAGAUUUCACGCACGACCUCUAUCGCAUGACUGGCGGCCGCACAGAUCCCGCGCUGUCGAAGAUCCUCGUCCAGGACUCGCGGAGUACAAUUGGCUGGCUCGCGCAGAAUGGCAUCCGCUUCCAGUUGUCGUUUAACCGACAGGCGUAUGAAGUCGACGGCCGGUUCAAGUUCUGGGGCGGCAUGGCGCUUAAAACGCAGGAUGGAGGGAAAGGUCUGAUUGAGGAUCAUCUCCGUGCCGCCCAGAAACUCGGCGUUCAAGUCUAUUUUGAAACCACGGCCACCCGACUGGUGAUAGAUCGUCGGACCCGGGCAGUAGUUGGAUUAGAAGUGGUCACAGCGACAAAUUCCCGGGCCUCAUCUAAGCAUCGCACGAUGACAAUUCACGCCGCGGCGGUGAUUCUGGCGGCUGGAGGAUUCGAAGCCAACGCGCAGCUCCGUGCCCAGUAUCUCGGCCCCGGGUGGGAUGCGGCUCGUGUGCGUGGUACGCCAUACAACACCGGUGACGCCCUCAAGAUGGCUCAGCGGGACGUCGCGGCGAAGGGCGUGGGCAACUGGUCGGGCUGUCACUGUGUGGCUUGGGAUGCCGAUGCGCCCGCGCACGCCGGCGACCGCAAUAUCUCGAACGAGUUCACCAAGUCUGGGUACCCACUGGGAAUCAUGGUGAACCGAGACGGCGUACGGUUCGUUGACGAGGGCUCGGACCUACGCAACUUUACGUACGCCAUGAUCGGGCGACGCAUCCUGCAGCAGCCAGGGCAGCUGGCCUUCCAAGUCUGGGAUGCGAGAACGACGCCCUGGCUGCGUACAGAAGAGUAUCGCCCGGAAGUGACGCGCCAUCUGACGGGCCAGACACUGGACGAACUGGCCGACCGAUGCGUGGAAGCCGGCUUGACCGAUAAGCAGCGGUUUUUGACGACCUGCGCGGAGUAUAAUCGGUCGGUGCCCUUUCCUGUCGAUGCGCAGCACCGGUGGGAUCCUGCAGUGAAAGACGGGCUCUCGACCGAGGGACUGGCGAUCCCCAAGUCCAACUGGGCGUUGCCGCUCGAUCAAGGGCCGUUUCUUGCUGUCCGAGUGACAUCGGGGAUCACAUUUACCUUUGGUGGACUGGCAGUGAAUCCGGAGACAGCCGCAGUGAUAUCCGAGGCCACGGGCACGGAGGUUGCUGGGUUAUAUGCGGUGGGCGAGAUGGUUGGCGGCCUCUUCUACGACAACUAUCCCGGAGGCAGUGGCUUGACCUCGGGCGCGGUAUUUGGCCGGCGUGCAGGACGCGCCGCCGCUGAACAGGUGGCUCAGAAGCGAGUUGACGAGGCCAAAGCUGCUCGCCUGUGA
Messenger RNA from Penicillium macrosclerotiorum, 1602 nucleotides. RefSeq lists its product as uncharacterized. The record is from RefSeq and is a predicted model, not a curated record. Bases 1 to 1602 code for a protein of 533 amino acids. The transcript has a single exon. NCBI's taxonomy places the organism in Eukaryota, Fungi, Ascomycota, Eurotiomycetes, Eurotiales, Aspergillaceae.